Messenger RNA from Raphanus sativus (radish), 2620 nucleotides. Its product is annotated as protein STRUBBELIG-RECEPTOR FAMILY 8. NCBI's taxonomy places the organism in Eukaryota, Viridiplantae, Streptophyta, Magnoliopsida, Brassicales, Brassicaceae. Gene Ontology annotation, biological process: protein phosphorylation. Gene Ontology annotation, molecular function: ATP binding; protein kinase activity; protein binding. The record is from RefSeq and is a predicted model, not a curated record. The coding region runs from base 175 to 2382 and encodes 735 amino acids. The transcript is spliced from 15 exons.
UUAAAUCAGUUAUUUUAAUCAGUUAAUGUUGCAUGAAUCUACGAAGAAACAAGAGGUUUUUAAUACUCCAAGGAAAAGAAACCUGAAUUAAAUUUUAGUUAUAUACUAAUCAUAAAGUUCUCUCUCUUCAUAACUCUCUCUCUCUCUCUCUCUCACUCUCAAUGCCUUUCUUUAAUGUGGAUGCAAGUUCUAACCACUAUCCCCAACACCCACUUCUCCGCAUGUGAUCACCGACACACACACACAAUGGCUACCGGAGAUAGAGCUAUGCUUCUCGUUUUGCUUCUACUCUUCACUGUGAUCUCUGUUGUUCGUUGUGUUACUGAUCCAUCUGAUGUUCAUGCCCUUCAAGUUUUGUAUACUUCACUAAAUAGUCCUUCACAGCUAACCAAUUGGAACAAUGGAGGUGGUGAUCCAUGUGGAGAGUCAUGGAAAGGGAUCACUUGUGAGGGCUCAGCAGUUUUCUCUAUAGAUAUAUCGGAUCUAGGAGUCUCUGGCACUCUUGGAUACUUGCUCUCAGACCUUAUGUCACUCAGAAAACUGGAUGUUAGUGGGAACAGCAUCCAUGACACACUUCCAUAUCAAUUGCCACCGAAUCUCACAAGCCUAAACUUGGCGAGAAACAACCUAAGUGGAAACCUUCCCUACUCCAUAUCUGCUAUGGCAUCUCUUUCUUACAUGAAUGUAAGUGGUAAUUCACUUUCCAUGUCGAUAGGAGAUAUAUUUGCCGGUCAGAAGUCACUUUCUACAUUGGACCUUUCUCAUAAUAACUUCAGUGGCGAUCUUCCUAGUUCCUUGAGUACACUGUCUCAACUUUCUCUUCUUUAUGUCCAGAACAAUCAGUUGACAGGUACCAUCGAUGUACUCUCCGGUUUGCCUUUGACAACUCUGAACGUUGCAAACAACCACUUCAAUGGAUCCAUACCUAAGGAGCUUAGCUCUAUCAAGACCUUAAUAUAUGAUGGUAACUCCUUUGAUAACGCUCCUCCUGCAUCUCCUCAACCAGAAAGACCAGGCAAAAAGGGGAAACCUUCUUCUUCUGGUUCCAAGAAACCCAAAAACAUCCCUGACGCUAAAGACAAGUCUUCUUCUGAAUCUUCUUCUGACGACAAGGGUUUGUCUGGUGGAGUGGUCACCGGCAUAGUCUUCGGUUCUCUGUUCGUUGCUGGUAUCGUAGCACUUGUUCUUUACUUGUGCUUUCACAAGAAGAAGAAAAGGAAAGUUGGAGAAAGCACAAGAGCUGCUGGUUCUCACAGAAGUCUACCACUCAGUGUAAUACCUGAAGUGCAAGAGCAGAGAGUUAAAAGUGUUGCACACUCCAAGUCAUCUUCACCUGCACCAGAUAAAGUAACGGUCGAUAAGGUUAUGAAAAGCGGGUCUAUAAGCAGAAUGAGAUCUCCCAUCACUGCUUCGCAGUACACCGUUUCAUCUCUUCAAGUAGCGACGAACAGCUUUAGCCAAGAGAACAUCAUCGGCGAAGGCUCUCUAGGACGUGUCUACAGAGCAGAGUUCCCCAACGGGAAGGUAAUGGCGGUUAAGAAGAUUGAUAACGCAGCGCUCUCGUUACAAGAAGAAGAUAAUUUCUUGGAAGCCGUUUCGAACAUGUCGCGUUUGAGUCAUCCGAACAUUGUUCCCUUGGCUGGAUACUGCACCGAGCACGGCCAGCGUCUUCUGGUGUAUGAGUACGUUGGGAAUGGGAAUCUAGAUGAUAUGCUGCAUUUGAAUGAUGAUAGGAGCAUGGCUUUGACUUGGAAUGCUCGUGUUAAAGUUGCACUUGGAACUGCCAAGGCUUUAGAGUACUUGCACGAAGUUUGCUUGCCUUCCAUUGUACAUAGAAACUUCAAGUCAGCGAAUAUAUUGCUAGAUGAAGAACUUAAUCCUCACUUAUCAGACAGUGGUUUAGCUGCUUUAAACCCCAACACUGAGAGACAGGUUUCAACUCAAGUGGUGGGUUCGUUUGGAUACAGUGCUCCAGAGUUUGCAUUGUCAGGAAUCUAUACUGUGAAAAGUGAUGUGUACACUUUUGGAGUGGUCAUGCUUGAGCUCUUAACUGGUCGGAAGCCUCUUGACAGCUCGAGAACGAGAGCAGAGCAGUCACUAGUGAGAUGGGCUACACCGCAGCUUCACGAUAUAGAUGCUUUGUCUAAAAUGGUCGAUCCUUCUCUUAAUGGCAUGUAUCCAGCUAAGUCACUCUCUCGUUUUGCGGAUAUCAUUGCUCUCUGUAUUCAGCCGGAACCAGAGUUCAGGCCUCCAAUGUCAGAGGUGGUGCAGCAGCUAGUGAGAUUGGUUCAACGGGCAAGUGUAGUCAAAAGAAGAUCAAGUGAGGACACUGGAUUUUCUUACAGGACACCUGAGCAUGAGCACAUGGAUAUCUCUUUCUGAGUAAUACAACUACUCCAAGCAGCUCUUGAAACUCAAGAGGGAGAGAGUUUUGCUUAGAGUUACAUGAGAGAGGUAAAGAACGCAUCAUGGUUCAAACCCAAAAGGAUAAAACUUUGUGUAUUUCUGUGAGGAUAAUACUAGAGUACAUAAGAAGAGUCUCUGCAUCUUUUGCGAUCAUCUUUUUUCUUCUUCUUUUUGUAAUGAAUCUGAGACUUUAAAGGUUUUUUUUAGCCUUGCA